Molecule: messenger RNA, 894 nt
Organism: Colletotrichum truncatum
Lineage: Eukaryota; Fungi; Ascomycota; Sordariomycetes; Glomerellales; Glomerellaceae
Source: RefSeq, a predicted model, not a curated record
AUGCCUUCCUUCAACAACUUGGAGUAUCCUGUCGACAACUACGCGGCGGGAGUUACAGAGAAUAUAGGCGCCAUCUCGGUCGACGAGGCCUCCCAGAUCCCCCGCAGCACCACCCCCGAUAUCCCCGUCCCCUCUGAGCUCUCAUUCUCAUACACCCCCUUCAUAACCCAACUCCCAAAUAUCAACGGACCCAACGUCGUCCGCGGCGGCUACACCGAAAAGCUCGCCAACGCGUGCUCCAUCCCUCUGGGCGUCCCGCAGGAGGUCUUUGAGCAACGCUGCGCCGACAUAAUGGCCACGCUGGCCUCCAACACCGCCAACGUCCUCCCCCUUCCCUCUCCCAAGGUCAAACACAUCCCCGACCCGGGCGUCCCCUCCGAGGCCUACAAGAUCCGCCAGAAACCAGCCCGGAUCAGAAUCACCCCGCUGCUCCCCAAGCAAAAGGUCGAGCACUACAAGCCGGUCCAGGACCUGCCGGAGGGACCGGAGAAGGAGGCCGCGAAAGAGUACAACAACAAGGUCUCCAAGGCCCGGAGCGGGCGGGACAAGGCACGUAACAACGAAGCCGCAAACCGCACCCGGGACCGCAAGAAGAGAGCCAUGGUGUACCGCGCCGAAGCGCUUGCCAAGAAGCGCGCCGAGUCCAACUUCUGGAAGGCUCGCGCCAUCGGAUUGGGCGCCGGGGUCAACGACUGGGAGAACCUCGACGGGGUUGUCAAGAGGGAGAUGGUGGCCGAUCAGCGAUUCGACCCGUUUGACUUUGUCAAUGAUGAGCUCAUCGAGGCGGCCGAGGGCUUCCAGGAGGAGCAGCAGCAGCAGCAGCAGCAGGAGAUUGUGCAGGUUGGCAAGAAGGCCCAGAAGGGAAAGAAGAGAAAGGCUACUGAGAUGGAGUGA